AUGAGCAAAAAAUCAGAAGACACAUCUUCUGUUAGCCCUAUGGCUACUGGUGUGGAUCCAAGUAUUCGGGCCAUACUAGACGCUAUGCAGAAGCAGAACGAAAUCAAGUUAAGAAAACUGUUAAAGGAGACUAUUAAAGCAGCGACUAGUCGGAGUUAUCAGGGGGCGCAUGAUCCAAAAUUAAAUAAUAAAAUAAAAGGUUUUGUUACUGAAAAGUUAGAGAGAUUUCAUGACAACAAAAGCAUUGCCUGUGCAGAGUGCAGUGUAUCAAUGUGCACUAAAAAUGCAAGCAACGUGACGAUUACUUUUAGAACACCACAAGCACCACGAAAACACAAUCAAGACCAAACAAGAUCAAGUUCAAAAGUGAAGUUACGUGAGCUUAUUACUGCUAACGACCAAAAAUUGAAUUACGAUCCCGAGCAUCAACUCGCUGAUCUUCAAGUAGAAUGUUCCGACAAAGACAGGACGACACAAGAGCUCGAGAAGCACAUAGAGGACAUGAAGGAGGAAGUGCAAAAAUUAGAAUUACAACACGACGAGGUAGAAAUUGAAGGUAAAGUAAAAGAUAUGAACGAACAAAAUAAUUUUCUUAGAAAAGAACUGGAAAACGUCCAAAAACUUUCCAAAGAUGAAGAAUUAGGUGAUAUAAUAAAACUUCAUGAUGAAGAAAAAUAUAAACUGAUACAGCAUUGGUGUUCUGUAGAAUGUCAAACUGUCAUAAAGGGUUACAUUGAUGGAAAAGUGCAUAAGGAAAGUAGUGAGACAGAGAGCAUAAAGAACGCUGCGAUUAAUGAAGUAGAACAAGAAAUAAUAAAUAAGGACCCACAAAUUGAUGAUCAAUGUAAAAAAAAAAAAAAAAAAGAUGAGAAAUUUCAAGAAGAGCAAGCAGAGAAUACAACUGAGAUUGGAGAUCAUUCAAGAUAUGCAGUGAGUGCCCAGCAACAUGAGGAUGAUCUUAAGCAACUGGUUGGAUUUAAGAAGCAAUUGGAGAAGAAAUUAGCUGAUGCUUACGAAGAGGUCGAGGAACAACGUCAGGUUGUUGGACAAUGGAAACGACGCGUGCAAAGUCUGAAUGGCGAGAUGCACGACUUGAGACUACUGUUGGAAGAACAAACAGCUAGGAAUAAUCUUCUGGAAAAGAAACAGCGCAAAUUUGAUUCAGAAACUCAGAAUCUAAUGAACGAUCUGCGGCAAGAGAAAGCGCAACGUAAAAGAUUAGCUAGAGAAAAAGAAAUCGCGAUCGCGGAGUAG
This is a messenger RNA of Bombus huntii, 1254 nucleotides long. RefSeq names its product unconventional myosin-XVIIIa-like. Bases 1 to 1254 code for a protein of 417 amino acids. NCBI's taxonomy places the organism in Eukaryota, Metazoa, Arthropoda, Insecta, Hymenoptera, Apidae. The record is from RefSeq and is a predicted model, not a curated record. The transcript has 6 exons.